Molecule: messenger RNA, 631 nt
Organism: Anopheles gambiae (African malaria mosquito)
Lineage: Eukaryota; Metazoa; Arthropoda; Insecta; Diptera; Culicidae
Exons: 2
Coding region: 53-478 (141 amino acids)
Source: RefSeq, a predicted model, not a curated record
GUAUCGUAACAUUAUCUUCAUCUAACACAAAACAAAGCACGAAGUAAGCAAAAUGUCCAUCAAGCUCUGUUGGGUCUUUGCUGCCCUUGGAUUGAUUUGUCUGUUGCAAAUCUCACCAAGCGAGGGCACGCCUUCGCACUCACAGCAACUGCUUUCCUACUUCAAGCGCAUGAAGCUGGACAAGACGAAGAACCGAGUCUACCUGGACGAUGUGGAGUAUGGUCUUCGAACGAAUCUGCGCAGACCACUUCUCCAGAAGGCUCUGUUUUUGCCCAAAGGCACAAAGUUUUCGUCCGAUUGCUUAAACCGGAUGGUCGAUAAAGCAAGACAGCACGAGAAUAAGUUUUACGCUCAAUUCACAUACGCCUGCAAGAAAAAUGCCGAAUAUUCGUCCGAUUGUUUAGACACGGGGCGACCUGAGUACUAUCGCGAUCUGAAAAAACUUGCCAAAGCAACGGAGCAGUGUUGGAAAAUGUGAUUCGAUGCUUACAAAUAGGAACCAUCGAAAUGGAAACAAUGAUGAUUAAAUAAUCAAACCAUUCUUCGCCAAAUGUUUGCCCGACAAUCGAUUUUGGCGAAAGAGUUGGGAUUGGAAAUAAAAUUAUCUUUUCUUUCCAUUUUUCUGAGAUAA